Rotaria sordida is the source of this 852-nucleotide messenger RNA. The record is from the annotation of a GenBank genome assembly. Lineage: Eukaryota; Metazoa; Rotifera; Eurotatoria; Philodinida; Philodinidae.
AUGUUAUCACCAAUAAAACGAUUUUUUCCUUCAUCAAUAUUGCAAACACGUAGCAUGGUCAUAAAACUGUGUCAAUGUCAAAAUUCAAUUCAAAUCAGCUAUCCGCCAUCAGUUCAAAUCGAAAAAUUAACUAUACAAGAACUUUUGAAACCAUCAUCAAAUAUGAAAAAUAUUUGUGAUAUAACUGCUCAAAGUUUUGGAGAUCCAUCAUAUCGAAUGAAUGAUGCUAUUGUUCAGUCAACUCACAUUUACCUAGCGCGGAUAAAAAGUCGAUACAUCGGAUAUUUGAUGGUUGAUUUCGAAUUUGGAUUAUCAGUGUAUAAUGAAGAAUCUUUAAUAUAUCCAAUAUUAGGAUGUAUAGAUCCUACAUGGAAAAGAAAAGGUAUAAUGCGUUUUAUUGUUGGUCAUUUUGUUCGAGAUAUUCAACAAUAUCAACAGCAGAAUUCCAGAAAAGUUUUAGUUUGGUUUACAACAGUAACACCAUAUAUGAUACGUACGGUACAAGAUUUUUACAUUAAUAUACAACCAGGAGAUGAUGAAUAUGGCAGUUAUGAUCCGAAAUAUGUUCCCGUAAUCGAACAGAUUCAAUCAAAAAUGAACUGGAAAGUAGAUCAUGACCAUAGUAGGAAUGGAAAUAGACAUCCGUUUAUACAAUAUGGUAUUCUAAAAAAUACAUCUUAUAAUAAUGAAGAAUUAGAACGUAUUCAAAAAGUUAUAUCGAAUCCAAAAUAUCGCGUCAAUUUAUUUCAUCGUUUUCAACUUGAUCCACAAAAAGGAGAUCGAAUUCUCUAUCUAGCAGAACCAACAAAUAAAAAAUUGGAAUUUGUACCAGAUUCACAGCAAAAUAUAUGA